Messenger RNA from Aspergillus bombycis, 1101 nucleotides. RefSeq names its product zinc-binding alcohol dehydrogenase family protein. Lineage: Eukaryota; Fungi; Ascomycota; Eurotiomycetes; Eurotiales; Aspergillaceae. The transcript has a single exon. Gene Ontology annotation, molecular function: oxidoreductase activity, acting on NAD(P)H. The record is from RefSeq and is a predicted model, not a curated record. Bases 1 to 1101 code for a protein of 366 amino acids.
AUGUCUACUACAAUCCCAGAUUCAAUGCAAGCACUGGUGGGAAACCGACUGGCGACCGCACGACUGGCCAACUAUGCCUUGGGAAAGCCCUGCGGAGAUGGAACCAAGGUGCAGACAGUUCCCACUCCAACCAUAUCAGACACAGAAAUCCUCGUUCGCGUCAAAGCGGUCGCGCUGAAUCCCACAGACUUCAAACAUGUUGACCUUCUCGCGCCGAAAGGGGCCAUCAUCGGCUGUGACUUUGCCGGAACCGUGGCCAAGGUGGGUUCGAAAGCGCCUGGUAACUGGGAGGUUGGCGACCGGGCAGCAGGCUGGGUGCACGGCGGCUUGUACUACGACCGUGGCUCGUUCGCUGAAUUUCUGAAGGUCCCGGGCGACCUGGCUUGGAGGGUUCCCCACACUGUGACCGAUGAAGCAGCAAGUACCUAUGGGGUGUCUGCCGUGACUGCGAUGCUGGCUCUCAAUGCGCGUCUGGACGUUCCUUGGGCGGAUGGAGGCCCAGAAGGAGGACAUCGUGACUCGCCUGUGUUCAUAUAUGCGGGUGCAACCAGUGCCGGUCUCUACGCCAUUCAAGUAGCCAAACUCGCCGGCUUGAAGGUCGUAACGACAGCAUCUCCACGGUCGCAUGACUUGGUGAAGCAAUAUGGAGCUGACGAUGUGUUUGAUUAUCGAUCGCCAACUGCAGCAGACGAAAUCGCCAGCGCGUACCCACAGAUGAGCCGAGCCUUGGACUGUUUUUCCGAAGGGGGUUCGACGGACUUUUGCAUUAAGGUUGUCCAGAAGGCGAAGGGCAAGGUGGUCACUCUGUUAGACAGGGGCAAGACGACCGACGCAGGGGUAGAAGUGGACUUUCUGCUUGGGUAUGGGGCCUUUAAUCUUCCAUACCAGUGGAUGCCUCCGGUCGGCCCUCGAUUUUCGGCCAACCCGUCCGACAACGCCGCUCUACGUCGGUUUUAUGCAUCGCUGCACGACGUCUGCCAUCAACUGCGACCACCUCCGCUCAAGAACAUCGAGGGCGGGCUGCACCAUCUCAAUGAAGGUCUAGAUCUCCUGCGCAAGGGACAGGUUGCCGGUACCAAGUUGGUCGCACGUCUGGGAUAA